Messenger RNA from Lottia gigantea (owl limpet), 1313 nucleotides. RefSeq lists its product as hypothetical. Gene Ontology annotation, cellular component: cytoplasm. The transcript is spliced from 8 exons. NCBI's taxonomy places the organism in Eukaryota, Metazoa, Mollusca, Gastropoda, Lottiidae. The record is from RefSeq and is a predicted model, not a curated record. Bases 19 to 693 code for a protein of 224 amino acids.
GUAAAAAUGAAAAUCAAAAUGGCAGACAAUGUUCCUGUUGCGAUAAUAAGAAGAAAUAGACCUGGAACUAAGGCGAGGGAUUGGGGAAAUUGGCAAGAUGAAUCAUUUGAAGAAAUGGACAGUACCCUAGCAGUUCAACAGUUCAUUCAGCAAGCCAUUCGUAAAGAUUUUAUGAAUAUUGAUGAUAUUUUAACACCACCAGAAGGACAAGAUGAAGGCGUUUGGAAAUAUGAACAUUUAAGACAAUUUUGUAUGGAAUUAAACGGGUUAGCAGUAAGAUUACAGUCUUCAGAAUGUAAUCCUGAAACUUGUACCCAAAUGACAGCUACAGAACAGUGGAUAUUUCUAUGUGCAGCCCAUAAAACACCAAAAGAAUGUCCUGCUAUAGAUUAUACUAGACAUACACUAGAUGGUGCUGCCUGUUUAUUAAAUAGUAAUAAAUAUUUUCCUAGCAGAGUGAGUAUAAAAGAAUCAUCCGUAGCUAAAUUAGGAUCUGUAUGUCGACGAGUUUAUAGAAUAUUUUCACAUGCUUACUUUCAUCAUAGGGCACUGUUUGAUGAAUAUGAGAAUGAGACGUAUUUAUGUCGGAGGUUCACAUCAUUUGUUACUAAAUAUAACUUAAUGUCAAAAGAUAAUUUAAUCGUACCAAUAUUAGAAGAUCAACAAUCUAUAGAGGGAGAGAGCGAAGCCUAAAAUUAUCAAACAUAUAGGAGAUUUUACAAGCUAAUUCAAAUUACACACAACUUUGGUUCCGUUGUUUUAUUUUCAAUUUAGCCACUGCAGUUAGGGUCUGAAGACAGGUCUCUUGAACAGUGUCUGUUUGAUGACAUCGUCAGCCAAUCAAAUUUCUGCAACACUCGGAUUUUGUUACAAAAGGUACAUUCAGCUUUUGUUCACAUCACAAAAUCCCAGCGUUGGAGAGGGCAGACAUUUGAGUGGAUGGCAGUAUCAUCAAACUGACAAAUGUUCAGGAGGGCUGUCUUUGGACCUCAACUGAUGUGGCUACAUUAUAAAUAAAAGCUAAUAAAAAAAGGGAACGAAAGGUUUGAUCAAUCUGCUUAAAAUACAAACCUAUGUUUUGUUUUGCAGUUCUUUGUGAUCUGACUUAGAAAUUAUUUAAGUCCUGUUCAGUUUUUUCUAAUUUCAACUAUGACAAAAUAAUUCCCUCAAAGGGACAGGUUCGCCAUCUGUUUGACCAAUUGUCGUUUAGUCUCAAAACAGGAAUUUUUUAGCUAAGCUAAUCAGUAAUAGUGUUCACAGUUCACUGUCGAUUUCUAGUACUUCUGAAGACUUUUUACAUAUUUUCAAGACCU